Messenger RNA from Prunus armeniaca (apricot), 2433 nucleotides. NCBI's taxonomy places the organism in Eukaryota, Viridiplantae, Streptophyta, Magnoliopsida, Rosales, Rosaceae. The record is from the annotation of a GenBank genome assembly.
AUGGCCAUAUCAUCAAGGAAUGUCCUACUCGACCCCCCCAAGAAAUCAGAGACCGCAUAUACUGUCUCCGUUGGCUCUUCUAGUGCUGGUAGUUCUGUGAAUACAGUACCCCUGACACAAAGUGCUCCUGCUCCUGUUCAACCUGUGACCCCUGACAUGAUUCAACAAAUGAUCAUUUCUGCAUUUUCAGCUUUAGGACUCUCAGGUAAACCCUUCUCUACAUCAUCUCCUUGGUACUUUGAUUUUGAGGCUUCCCAUCAUAUGACAAACAAUGCUAAGUCUCUUACCAAUAUAAACAAAUAUUUUGGAAAUCUCAAAAUUCAUACCGCUGAUGGCAAUCAUUUACCUAUCACAGCCACUGGUGAUAUUUCUCCCUUUCUCACUGAUGGCUUUGUAUCUCCUGGUCUUACCACCAAUCUUGUGUCUGUCGGUCAGUUGGUUGAUAAUGAUUGCAAAGUGGAAUUCUCUAAAUCUGGUUGUGUUGUGCAGGAUCAACAGUCAAGGAGGAUGAUCGCGAGAGGGCUUAAAGUGGGACGUCUUUUUCCUCUUCAAAUUCCUUUGUCUUCUUUUUUACCAUUUGUCUCUUGUAAUUCUGCUCAUGUUGAUUACCGAGCGUGGCAUAAACGUCUCGGACAUCCAAACUCUAAUAAUCACCAUCUCUUAGUGCUAUUCAAUUUGAUUGCAAUUCUUGCAGACUUGGCAAAAGACUUCCUACAGACUCAUGACAUCAUCUCUCAACGGUCUUGCCCUUCAACACCUCAACAAAAUGGGAUGGCUGAAAGGAAGAACCGUCACCUUCUUGACGUUGUUCGCAUUCUCCUGUUAGAGUCAUCUAUGCCCUCUCGUUUUUUAUGUGAAGCUCUCUCCACUGCUGUCCAUCUCAUCAACAGGUUGCCUUCUCCCACAUUGAACCACAAUUCUCCUUUCACCAGUGUAUCAACGACGCUCUUCUGCCACUUCCCACCAGCCUCCGCACCUCCCCAGCCCCCUCCAGCUCCUUCCCCGACUGCUGCUCCUGUUCUAGCAACUGCACCUCCCCCUCUCAGACAAAGUACUUGGGUUCGUAGACCACCGGAUAGGUUUGGUUCCUCUCCUUUUUCAUCCUUCACAGCCACCUUUUCUUCUAUUUCUCUUUCUUCGUCUUAUACACAGGCUAUGAAGCAUCAGUGUUGGCGGAAAGCUGUUGAAACCGAGCUUCUCGCACUUGAGGAAAACCAAACCUGGGACGUUGUUCCAUGUCCCUCCUCCGUGAAACCCCGUGGCAAUAAGUUCGUGUUUCCUGUCAAGCUUCGUUCUGAUGGGUCCAUAGACCGUUAUAAGGCUGGGUUAGUGGCACUUGGCAACAAACAAGAAUAUGGUCUCGACUAUGAUGAGACCUUCGCACCAGUCGCCAAAAUGACCACUGUCCGCACCAUACUCACCCUUGCUGCAUCCCAAUCUUGGCCCUUACAUCAAAUGGAUGUCAAGAACACAUUCCUCCAUGGUGAUCUCAAGGAAGAAGUUUACUUGAAACUUCCCUCUAGUAUGCCUACUUCCUCACCUAACGAUGUUUGCAAACUGAAAUGUUCUUUGUAUGGUCUGAAGCAAGCCCCGCGAGUAUGGUUUGAAAAAGGUCCAUCAUCAACCUUGCAUCAGCACAAGUACAGUCAAGAUCUGGUUCAGUUAGCCGGCCUCACCAACACUACUUCAGUUGACACCCCUAUGGAACUUAAUGUGAAAUAUCGACGUGACGACGGGGAGCUUCUUGAGGAUCCUACUACCUAUCGGAAGCUGGUUGGUAGUCUUAUCUAUCUAACCAUCACCCGACCAGACAUCUCUUAUGCUGUUCACACUGUCAGCAAGUUCAUGCACACCCCGAGGCAUCACCAUCUCUCUGCCGUCCGCUGCAUCAUUCACUACAUUCUUGGCACACCUAGUCGUGGCUUAUUCUUCCUUACAAGUUAUUCCCUUCAGCUCCAAGCCUAUAGUGACACUGAUUGGGCCGGUUGCCCAGACACUAGGAGAUCUACUACUGGCUGGUAUAUGUUUCUUGGUGAUGCCCUUAUCUCUUGGAAAUGCAAGAAGCAAGACCAUGUCUCCAAAUCAUCCACUGAGGCAGAGUAUCGAGUCAUGUUUGCUGCGUGCUCCGAGAUCAUUUGGCUACGUGGUCUCCUCACAGAGCUUGGGUUCAAUCCAAUUCAUCCUACUCCACUGCAUGCUGACAACACAAGUGCCAUCCAAAUUGCAGCCAACCCCGUCUAUCAUGAACGUACCAAGCACAUCGAGGUUGACUGUCACUCAAUCCGAGAAACCUAUGAUCAUCAGGUUAUCACCCUUCCACAUGUCUCCACUACUCUGCAAAUCGCCGAUAUCUUCAGCAAAUCCAUGCCACGUCAGCGCCAUCAUUUCCUCGUUGGCAAAUUGAUGCUUGUCGAUUCACCAGCAUCAAUUUGA